AUGAAGGUAAGGCAUUCGCCUUUUUCCAUCGACGGACGCUAUGGCCACAUAGUUCCCUUGACUUCAUGGGGCAGGAUUUUUUGUAUUGUGUAUGCACUGUUUGGAAUACCACUGACAUGUGUGGUUUUCAAGGUAGUGGGUACAAAUAUCAACGAGAGUAUUACGAAAAUGAUCAGGGCUGUGAAAAACAAAUUUCUCAGACGAGACACGAUACACGGCGAAGCAACUGACAGUGCCUUGGUCGCCACUUUCUUGGCUAUCUUCACUCUUGCUGUGAUUUCUUUUAUGGCAGAUUUGAGACGAAAAGAUUGGACUUACUUAGAGAGUUUUUACUUCUGUUUUAUAACAUUUAGUACCAUAGGAUUGGGAGAUUUCUUGCCCUUCGAGGAUGGAAGAGUUGAGGUCAGCGAAUAUCUAAUGAUGGCAGCUGGGGUUAUUUUAGGAUUCUCUAUGAUGUCCACUAUGCUCUGCGCUCUUGGUCAGGCGGUCGAGGAAGGCACCCGCCUAAAAAAGGUUCAUCUGCUUGUGACUACGAUUGAGAAUGCAGACAGGGGUAAAGAAAACUUAAAAGCAAGCACAAGCCAAGAACUGGUUGACAUAGAUCAAGAAAAUGAACUCUAGAUGAAUUUGUCGUCUGAUUGAAGGCACGUCGUUAAAAGAUGACACUGGGAACUGACGGAGUGCUUCCCUACCA
Molecule: messenger RNA, 694 nt
Organism: Pocillopora verrucosa
Lineage: Eukaryota; Metazoa; Cnidaria; Anthozoa; Scleractinia; Pocilloporidae
Source: RefSeq, a predicted model, not a curated record